Molecule: messenger RNA, 1210 nt
Organism: Ceratosolen solmsi marchali
Lineage: Eukaryota; Metazoa; Arthropoda; Insecta; Hymenoptera; Agaonidae
Product: SPRY domain-containing protein 7
Exons: 4
Coding region: 249-833 (194 amino acids)
Molecular function (GO): protein binding
Source: RefSeq, a predicted model, not a curated record
UACACAAACGCAUUGUCACAAGCAUGAACAGUGUGUAUAUGUUUCGUACGCAAUCAAGGUUUUCUAUCAUCUGUCCUUGAUUAGUUGUGUUGGGAACUCCAAUUUUAAUAUCUUAUUUUAUUCAAUCGAUAUUCAAAGUUUAAUAACGUUUAAGAUUAUUUACCUUUUUCGAUAACAUAAGGUAGCGUUGAAGGUCAGAAGUAUGGUUAUAAGAAGAAUAUCAAGUGCUAAAGCCUGUGGUUAAUAAAAUGUUUUCUUGCUUUAGAAAUUGUUUUGACAAUUUUGGACUUAUUACAACUCAACAUGAACAAAAAAAAGAGGAAAACUUUAUUGCACUAGACACGAAUAAUAUGGGACAAGAAGUUGUUGUAGUAAAAAAUUUUGGCAGAGUUUGCGGUCGUGGUGCAGUAUUGGGAAAUGCUCCAUUAGUGCAAAGUAAAAGUUAUUUUGAAAUAAAAAUCCAACAAGAAGGCAUCUGGGGAGUAGGUAUCGCGACAAGAUCUACGGAUCUUGAUUCAACAAUUGGUGGAGCGGAUAGUGAAAGCUGGGCUUUAAAUUCUGAUGGAUUUAUAAGACAUAAUCAACAAGAAUUACACAAAAUUCAAAACUGUGCCCAAGAAGGAGAUAUUAUUGGUAUUUCUUUCGAUCAUGUUGAAUUGAAUUUUUAUCUAAAUGGAAAAUCGUUGGAAGCACCAGUGAUGGGAAUUAAAGGAACGACUUAUCCCAUUCUUUAUGUCGACGAUGGAGCUAUCUUGGACUUUGUUUUGGAAAAUUUUACAUACAGUCCACCUAUGGGAUUUGAAAAAAUUAUGUUGGAACAAUCGUUACUUUAGUGAAUUUCAUGCAUUUCUUUCCACAACAUUUCUCCCAAUCAUCCAUCCAUGUAUAGUAUAAUAAUAUGAUUAUUAAUCAUAUUUUUUCACACCUAAAGCAUAAUCAAUACCGAGGGACUAAAUCUUCAUAUUAAUUAAAAAUGUAUUUAAAUAUUAUUUGAUGCAUGUUAUUUUUAAAGUUCCUUUUCCUUUGGUAUUGCUGUUGAACAAAUUUUUCUAAUGAUAGUACACAAGCCCAGUGUGUAUACGAACUUAAUUUUAUCUAUUGAAUUGUAAUAUAAGAAAACAAUGUUAAUACAGAUUAAUGUUUGUCAAUAUAAUACAUAACUCUAUUUAAAAUGUAAUUAGAAUAAUUAUUUUCGCCAUAUGAAAGGAUA